AUGACAACAUUGGUGAAUACGCUAGUACUGUCUCGAAGUCUCUUUGUAUCACAGGUGAAUGUAAUCAUCAAUGAACUAAUCAAGCGAACACCACUCGAUUUUCGACGAUUAGGACAUGCAACCACAGCAAUACUUGAAGUCAAUUUAAUUCCGACGGCUUUCAACAGUGAUUGGUCAAUAGAGUAUGGAAAUGCAUCCAAUGACUAUGUUUGGAGAAAUGUCCCAGUCAUGUAUGCUAAUGGCACAUGCAAUUGCGCUGUUUCUAGCGAAUGUCAAGCACCAUUGAGAAUUGGUCCUUAUGAUCUUAUCUUGCCCGGUCUCUUUGUCGGUUGCUUGCCAAUAGAUGGAUUACGUAUGUCAACACUCGAAUGUUUCUUUUCAUCGAACUGCAUCAACACUAUUCUCAAUUAUUUGGAAUAUUAUACACUGCCGGAUAAAUCAGAGUCGUUCAAUUUUAGUUUACCUGCAGUACUUCCAUCGGUUGUGAAUCCACUAAACGAAUCAAUAUCAUCCCGUUUUUCAUCAGUCACACCGAUUGGUGAAAUUAUCGAUGAGCUCUUCAUCGAAAAGUGGGAAAAUAUCACGAGCUAUGAGAACUAUUAUGCUGCAUGUGCACCGACUAUUUGCAAUUACAAAUAUAGUCAACGUAGAGGUGUUUUGUAUGUGAUUACAUCACUGCUUUCUCUCUAUGGUGGACUAACUAUGAGCUUACGAUUUAUUGUUUGGAAUGGUAUGCAAUUAUAUCGAAAAAUAAAAUCAGCUCGACAUAUUCAUGACAUAAGAGUUGCAUCACAGAAUCGUAUUCAUUAG
Rotaria sp. Silwood2 is the source of this 810-nucleotide messenger RNA. Lineage: Eukaryota; Metazoa; Rotifera; Eurotatoria; Philodinida; Philodinidae. The record is from the annotation of a GenBank genome assembly.